AUGGCCCAGCUGAGCUUCCUCACGGGGAGAGGCGCCCUCAGCCCCAGCAGCCUCAGCCCUGCCACCUCUGCCUGCUGGCGCCUUGCUCGUUUUCACCCCACGGCAACAAUGACCACCACGUCGGGGCCCGGGACCACACUGCGGGAGGAGGGGACCCGCGGCUCUUUCCGCUCCUUCCCAGCGCUGGCCGGGCUGCAGCUGCUGGCGCUGCUGGCCAUGAUUGCGGCCGUGCUCUGGGUCAGCGUGCGGGGCCGCUGGAGCCGUGCAGGGACCCCACGGCCCGGCCGGCGCCGCUCGAGCCCCGAGAGCCCCGGUGCCGACGGCGCGGGCAGGGGGAGGCCGCACCGGGCCCCGCCGGGCCCUCCCCGCUUCCCCCGCCCGCUCCAACAAACGCUCCCGCGGCCCCGACCCUCGCAUCCCCGGCGGCCCCGCCGCCCCGCAGGCUGCGGGGCACUGACCGGGCCCGGAACCGUGCGGGGGUUCCUGGGCGGUUCCCUGUCGGUCACCUGCACGUACCGGCCGGGCUGGGAGGAGUUGCCGAAAUUCUGGUGCAUACCAAGUAGACUUAUUGGUGUUACCUGUGAAAAGGACCUCGUCAUCACCUCGGAGUCGCAGCCCGAGGUGCUGCAGGGCCGCUUCUCCAUCCGGGACAACCGCAAACACCGGGCAUUCACGGUGACCGUGGAUGGUCUGUCCAAGGAGGACGCGGGCACCUUCCGCUGUGGGGUGCGAACGGAAAUGGUUUUGCGUGAUGUGAGUGCUGGUGUGAAGGUGAUCGUGCUCCCAGCAGCAGUGACCCCCACGUCGCGGGACUGGGCACAGACUGCGGGAGGAGGUUUCACCCCGAGCGUGACAGGAACACGGGGCCCGGACGCCCCGCAGGGGACCCGCGGCUCUUUCCGCUAUUUCCCAGCGCUGGCCGGGCUGCAGCUGCUGGCGCUGCUGGCCAUGAUUGCGGCCGUGCUCUGGGUCAGCGUGCGGGGCCGCUGA
Messenger RNA from Melospiza melodia melodia, 990 nucleotides. Its product is annotated as CMRF35-like molecule 2. The record is from RefSeq and is a predicted model, not a curated record. Gene Ontology annotation, molecular function: transmembrane signaling receptor activity. Gene Ontology annotation, cellular component: plasma membrane. The transcript is spliced from 4 exons. The coding region runs from base 1 to 990 and encodes 329 amino acids. NCBI's taxonomy places the organism in Eukaryota, Metazoa, Chordata, Aves, Passeriformes, Passerellidae.